Messenger RNA from Elaeis guineensis (African oil palm), 6701 nucleotides. RefSeq lists its product as uncharacterized. Gene Ontology annotation, biological process: transcription elongation by RNA polymerase II; regulation of transcription by RNA polymerase II; transcription elongation-coupled chromatin remodeling. Gene Ontology annotation, molecular function: mRNA binding. Gene Ontology annotation, cellular component: DSIF complex. NCBI's taxonomy places the organism in Eukaryota, Viridiplantae, Streptophyta, Magnoliopsida, Arecales, Arecaceae. The record is from RefSeq and is a predicted model, not a curated record.
UCUUUCCUUUUGUAUUUUUAUUAUUAUCUCUCUGCAUUCCCUUCUCUUCUUGUCUUCCUCCUCUAUUCUUCUUUCUCGCUCGCUCGAGAGCUUAGUGAUGGCUUUGAAGGGAAAGGGGAAGCAGGUGGCCGGAAAAGCGCUGGACGCCACUGCUGCCUCCUCUUCCUCCGGGAAGAGGAAGAAGCCGGCAGCCGAGGAGGAGGCCUCCGGCGGCCGACGCAAGAAGAAGCGUCCGGGAGUCCUCCAGUUCUUCGACGACGCCGCCGUGGACGCCGACUCUGACGAUGAGGACGAGGAUCUUGAUCUGGGGGAGGAAGACGCUGACUUGGUAACAGAUUUCAUGGAUGCAAGCAAAUCAGGAAAUGAAGAUAUCAGGCCAGUUGGGAAGUCCCAUCCUGUUCCAUUUUUCUUAAAGGAAGAAGAGUUGAGUGGUGAUGAACUAGAAGCACUAAUUAAAGACCGGUAUGGCCAUGGUUCAGAGUUUGUUGUGUAUAAUGAAGAUUCUAAAGAACGUGAUGACAGAAUAUCAGAGGUGGAUUCACUGAAGGAUCCCACAGUUUGGAGGGUCAAAUGUAUGGGUGGACGAGAGCGACAGAUAGCCUUCUGCUUCAUGCAGAAAUACAUUGAUCUUAACAACUAUGGAAGCAAAAUGCAGAUAAUUUCUGCAUUUGCGCUCGAUCAUGUCAAGGGUUAUGUUUUUAUUGAAGCUGACAAAGAAUGUGACAUUAUAGAGGCAUGCAAGGGAUUUUAUAGUGUAUAUUCAAGUAAAAUCAAUCGUGUCCCUGGAAGUGAAGUUCCUCAGUUGUUCUCUAGUCGUAGUAAAUCAUGUGAAGUAUCAGAAGGUUCAUGGGUACGCAUGAAGAGUGGGAAAUACAAAGGUGACCUGGCACAGGUUGUGGCUGUUGAUGAUGGACAGAAAAAGGUGAUGGUAAAGUUGAUUCCUAGAGUUGAUCUUCAAGCUAUUUCUAAGAAAUUUGGUGGUGGGAUAUCUUUGAAGCAGGCUGCAGUACCGGCCCCACGCUUGAUUAGCUCUCAUGAACUAGAAAUGUUUAGGCCCCAUAUUGAAGUCAGGCGUGAUCGUCAGACUGGAGAGAUUUUUGACAUACUUGAUGGUUUGAUGCUGAAGGAUGGUUUUUUGUACAAAAGGGUGUCCAUUGGAUCAGUAAUCUGCUGGGCAGUACAGCCAUCAGAUAUGGAACUUCUGAAGUUCUCCAAUGUCAGUAAGGUUGGGGAUGAGGACUUAACUUGGGUCUCAAGUGUAUAUCGUGGGCGUAACAAAAUGCGGUUGUCUGAAGCAGCAGAUCAGAAAGUAUUAGCUAAGAAAGGGAAUGGUUUCAAUCUCCACGAUUUUGUGUUGUUUGGACACAAGGCUUUUGGUGUUAUCAUUGCUGUGGAGAAAGAUGGCUUCCGGAUAUUGAAAGGAGGCAUGGAAGGACCGGAAGUAGUGACAGUUAAGGUUCAGGACAUAAAGAGUGCUUGUGUUGAUAAGAUGUUCACAGCUUCUGAUCGGUAUAUGAAAACCAUAUCCAUUAAUGACACUGUCAAGGUUUUAGAAGGGCCAUUGCAGGAUAGACAAGGAAUUGUGAGACAUAUGUACAAGGGCACACUCUUCAUUUAUGAUGAAAAUGAAACAGAGAAUAGUGGGUUCUUUUGUGCCAAGUCUGCAUCAUGUGAGAACUUGAAGGAAUUGAAGGGUGAGAAAUCAAGUCAUUCAUUCUUCCAACCACCUAUGAGAUCUUCUGAGGAGCAGGAUAGAAGUCAUGGUUUUAACUGGCAUCGCCAAAGUGACAGAGAUCAAAUCUUCUCUAUUGGCCAGACCUUGAGAAUUCGAAAAGGUCCUUUGAAGGGGUAUCUUUGCCGUGUUGUGGGUGUAUACCGCUCGGAUGUCACUGUUAAGCUGGAUUCUCUGGUCAAGGUCAUCACAGUUGAGGCUGAGUAUCUCUCCGUUCCAAAUGUGAAGAGGGAUGACUCAGCUGCCACAACAUCCAAUACUUUUGGAACCCAAGAAGGGUUGUCUAUAGCAGGACAACAUGUGGAUAAUGGUCAAUGGGAUGCUAGCGUACCAUCAUUUGGCAGGGGUUCUUGGCAAGCCUUUCCUGGCAGCAAUUCUUCAGAUGUAGACAAUAAUGACCAUAAAUCAGAUGAAGGACAUGAUGCUGAUCCUUGGGGUAGCAAGGUUUUAUCUGGCGCUAGAGCUGAUGCAUGGCAUUCUAGUAAAGCAAUGGAUGGCUGGGGUAAAGCAGCUGGUUCUAGUGGAGAGCAGGACUCACAAUGGAAUAUGACAGCAGCUGGUGACAAAGUUACUGAUCAAGCUAGAAAUUGUAUAGAAGAUGCAGAUGGUUGGAAUGGCAAGGCUUUGGCUAAAACCAGUACUGAAAUUGAUGAAUCGAAGAAACCAAAACCUCAAAGCAGUGAUGCUGGGGGUUGGGGAAGAGGCGACUUUGGAAGUGGGAAUAAUCUGGAUCCCACUGAGAAUGUUUCAGGGAACUGGGAUAAGCAAAGAGAUGAUGAUCUAGGUGAUUCUCGGAAAAAUUCUGAUGGUGUUAGUGGCUGGGACAGAGCAGCAACCAGCAAGGACAAAGGAAAAGACUUAAGUUGGGAUCAGUCAAAUAACUGGACGCACCCUGAAGUUGUUAGUAUUGACAAAGCAAGUUGUUGGGAUGUUAAAGGCAAAGGAAUAAUUAGUAAUGAGGAUGAUUCUUGGGGCAAAGCUGCAAGGUUUCGAGAGAAAAAUACUAAUGAAGAUUGGGGUAAAUUUUCUGUUGGUUCAAGCCAAAUUAAAGAAAAAGAUACCGCUAGGUCUGAUGGGGGAGAACAAGCUGAUCGCUGGGAUGCUGCUGCUUCAAAUUGUACCCAGUCAUCUGUGCAACAUGGAGGUCAAAGUAGGAGCUGGGAUAAAGCAAGAGAUCUUCAUGUUGGUCGACUGGAUAAUUGGGGCAAGUCAGAAGAUAAAAGUAAGGCUGAAACUAGAGACCAGAACAAAUCUGGAUUCUCUAACCAAACUCAAAAUGCCAGAUGGGAAGAACCAAAAUCUUUUGGCGGAGAUAAACCUGGAGGUCAAACUAGCAGUUGGGACAAAGCAAAAGAUCCACAUGGUGGUCAAUCUGAUAACUGGGGAGAGGUGAAUGAGACAAGCAGAGCUGAACCUGGAGGCUGGAGCAAAGCUGGAUUUUCUAGCCAGGGUGAGAAUGUCAGACGGGAUGAACCUCAGAAUGCCAGAUGGGAUGGAUCAACAUCUUUUGGUAGAGAUAAUGCCUCCAACUGUGGGAAAGUGGUAGAUGGAAGUGAUCAGAUGGACAACUGGAAGAAACCAAGAAAUUUUGAAGGGGGGCAUGGAUUUGGUCAGGGAAGAGGCAGGGGUUGGAAUGCGGGGGAAAGUGGAAAAAGAGAUCGAGAUGGCAGCUGGAAUUCUGAUGGUAGUCAGAAGUCAAGUUGGGGAAAAGGGUGGGAUAGAAAUAAUGAAGCUGGUGGAGAUGGAGGUCAAGAAAAUAACUGGAACCAACAAACAGGCUCUGAUGGUGGCAGGGGAUCCAGAUGGGGAGGUGGAAGAGGUCGUUAUGGAGCAAGAGGUAGAGGUGAAGAUGAUAAUUGGAGUGGGCCUGGGGCUCGUGGGGGAUGGGGAUCUGCAAGGGGAGGUGGUAGGGGUCGAAAUGGAGGAGGUAGAGGUGAAGAUGAUAAUUGGAGUGGGCCUGGGGCCCGUGGGGGAUGGGGAUCUGCAAGGGGAGGUGGUAGGGGUCGAAAUGGAGGAGGUGACAAUGCAAGUAGUUUCGAUGGCACACGGUCAUUUGGUCGUGGUCGAGGUCGUGGUCGUGGUUGUGGUUGGGUUCAGUCUUCUAACCUCAAGGAUGACCAAGAACAUUGUUGGGAUGGAACCUUCCAAAAAACUCCAUCUAGCUGGGCUGACAAGAAAACUCCUGGAUGGGGCAAGUCCAAAGGCUCUAGUGAAAUUGAAGAAUCAGCAGAAAAUAUUGAUCAGCAAGGUGGCUGGAAUGGAAGAAAAUCUUUUGAUGCAGGCUGCUCAUCUGGCUGGGGUGGACAGUCUUCUGACUGGAAGAAGGAUGAAGCAGCCAACAAUUGCAGUCCCAACUCCUUGAAUUGGAACAAGGAAGCAUCUUUGAAAGAGGCAUCUGGAGGUGGAGAUAACUGGAAUAUGUCCAAUCUUUCUGGUGGAAAUCAGUCCUCUGGUUGGGAUAAGUGGUCAUCUGGCAAUGAACAAGUCGGUAAAGCUGGAGCAGGUUCUGCGAAGGGUUGGAACAGUUCAAGACCUUCAGAUAAGAAACAAUAUUGUGGGUGGGUUGACAAGACAUUAGCUGGAAAUGAAGAAGCAUGUCAAAAGACAGUUGGAGGUCAAGAAUAUGAAGCUGAUCCUUGUGGUAGCAAGGUGGCAUAUGGGGCCAGAGAUGAUGCAUGGAAUUCUAGUAAAGCUGCAGACAACUGGGGUAAAGCAGCUGAUUUACACAUGGAACAGAUUACACCAUUGAGAAAAGCAACAGUUGGUGAGAAGGCUAUUGAUGAAGGUCGAGAUGGUGAUUGUUCAAAAGAUACAGAUGGUUGGAACAGAACUUCAUUCAAAAGCAGUCCUGGAAUUGAUGGAUGUGAGAAAGCAAAAGAACUUCCAAGCAUGGAUGCUGGUGGGAGCUGGGACAAAGCAGAGAGCAACAAGGAUAAAGGUAAAGGUGUCAGUUGGGAUAACCCAAGUAGUUGGGCAUGCCCUGAAGUUGUUAGCAAUGAUAAAGCAAAUGUGUGGGACAUCAAGGGCAAAGGAGUGGUUAGAAAUGAAGAGGAUGUUUGGGGCAAGUCUUCCAAAUCUCAAGAGAACAAAAAUGAAAGUAAAGAUUGGGGAAGCAAUUCAAGCCAAAAUAGAGAAGAAGAUUACAAGUUCAUUGGUGGAAGCAAAGCUAACAAUUGGGAUGCUGCCGCAUCUCAUUGGACCCAAUCAGCAGCACAUGGAGGCCAGAGUACCAGCUGGGAUAAAGCAAAUGAUCCACAUAGUGGUCAAUCUGAUAACUGGGGAAAGGCAAGAGAGAAAAAUGAAGCUGAAGCUGGUGGUUGGAGUAAAACUGGAUUCUCUAGCCAAAUUCAAAAUGCCAGAUGGGAUCAAACAAAAUCUUUUGGCGGAGAUAAUGCAUCCAACUGGAGCAAAGGAAUAGACAAUGAAGAUGCUUUCAGAAAUGGUAGGUCGGACAACUGGAACAAACCAAGAAAUUUUGAAGGGGGUCGUGGAUUUGGUCGGGGAAGAGGAGGGGGUCGAAAUGCAGGUGGAAGUGGAAAUAGAGAUCAAGAUGGCAACUGGAACAAACCAAUGGAGCGUGAGGGGGGUCCAAGAUCCGGUUGGGGUAGAGGAAGGGAUGGAAAUAAUGAAGCUGGUGGAGGUAGAGGUCAAGAUAGCAAUUGGAAUCGGCAAAGAGAUUUUGGUGGUGGUACGGGAUCAAGCUGGGAAAGAGGAAGCGGUCAUUCUGGAGCAAGAGGAGGUAGAGGUCAAGGUGAUAAGUGGAAUGGACCAGAAAAGGAACGGGGAUUGGGAUCUUCUAGGGGAGGAGGUUGGGGUCGAAAUGGAGAAACUGGGGAUGAGAGGAAUGAAUCUGAUGGUAGACAGUCUUAUGGACGGGGGCGUGGUUGGAUUCGCUCUUCUAAUGGGAAAGAAGAGCAGGAAAACUUUGGGGAUGGAACUUUUCCAAAAGCUUCAACAUUUAAUUGGGCCAAUGAUCAAAGUCUUGGGUGGGGUAAAUUGGAUAAAGGUAAAUCUUUUCAUGCAGGUGGCUCAUCUAGCUGGAGCACACAGUCCGCGGACUGGAGCAAGGAUGGAGCAAGCAACAAAUGGAACAGUCCCGACUCCAGUUGGAAUCCAGGAGCAUCUGUCAAAAAGGCAGCUGGAGGUGGAGGUAACUGGAAUGCAACUGAUCCUGGUAGAAGUCAUUCAUCUGGUUGGGAUAAGUGUUCUUCUGGUAAUGAGCAAGCUGGUAAAGCUGGAGUAGCUGCUGAAGGGGGAUGGAACAGUUCGAAACCUUCUGGUAAGGAGCAUUCUUUUGGGUGGGAUGACAAGAUUUUAGCUGGAGAUGAAGCUGGUAAAAAGACAGUUGGAGGUAACAAUGGAGGAAACAAUUGGAACACCACCAAAUCAGCUGGUGGUGGUCAGUCAUCUGCUUGGGAUAAAUCCUCAUCUGGAAAUGAGGAAGCUGUAGCUGCUGAGAUUUCAAGCAAAGCCAAAGAAGAUGAAGGUAGUGGACGUCAGGGGAGCAGCUGGGAGAAAGCUGCGGCAGGAAGGGCCAAAUCUAAAGAUGGAAGUGCAGGUAGAGGAGGGUGGUAGUCUGGCAUGUCAGAUGUAGAUAGACGUGGUUUAUUCUGGCUGUGCCCGUAAAUAUUGGGUCUGUUUGUUUGGUUAGACCCGUUUUGUUCUUUGUUUUAUGUCUUGUAGAUGGUUAGAACUAAAAAAGGUUAUCCUCAAUUGCUUGCUUUCUUCAAUUGUUAGCAGGAAUCUUUUUGAUGUCGUUUGGGGAUCAACCAAAUGGACUAAGUGCCAGUCGGAUUGUCAUAUCAUCGUGUCAUCAAAUGUGUUAACCUCAGGGGGUAUGGAGGUUGUUCUGGGAUGCCAAAAUGUGGUGUGAACAGAAUACAACGUCAUUGUAAAUGUGGCUGGAUUCUUGAGUACAAAUUCAAAGUAGGUGCAGAUGGAUGCUAUGAAUCUAGUACGUUGUUUGCAA